Carassius gibelio (silver crucian carp) is the source of this 1121-nucleotide messenger RNA. Its product is annotated as protein BCCIP homolog. The transcript is spliced from 7 exons. The record is from RefSeq and is a predicted model, not a curated record. Bases 69 to 971 code for a protein of 300 amino acids. Gene Ontology annotation, cellular component: nucleus. NCBI's taxonomy places the organism in Eukaryota, Metazoa, Chordata, Actinopteri, Cypriniformes, Cyprinidae.
GUUUCCUACCUCACGGAUAACCUCUGCGUGAACUAAUGUUUGCUUCCUGUUUGCUGUAGUGGAACAGCAUGGCUUCAUCUGCGAAGAGGCGAGCUAUUGAAACGGGACAAAAACCCCAAGACAGCGCUGAAAGCUCGGACGAGGGUCUGGAAAACUCUGGCGACGAGGACAGUGGAAAUUCAGAAGAGGAAAUAAACGAGGAGGUUAUUGUGGACUUUGAAGCACACGCGAUAUCUGACAACGACUUUCAUGGCAUUAAAACCCUUCUGCAGCAGCUGUUCCUGAAGUCUCACGUGAACACGUCUGAUCUGACUGACAUCAUCAUCCAGCAGAAUCACAUCGGCAGCGUCAUCAGACAAGCGGAGGUACCGGACGACAGUGAUGAUGAAGCCGACCCAGACGAGGUGUUUGGAUUCAUCAGUAUGGUGAACCUCACCGAGAGACAGGGUGUGGAGUGUCUGGAGCAGCUGAAGGACAUGCUGAUAGAGCGGUGUGUUAAAGCCAGCUCCCCGGAUGUUCAGGAGCGCUUCGAGCAGCUGCUGCUGGAUAAGGUACAGUCUGUCGGGCUGCUGCUGAGCGAGAGAUUCGUCAACGUCCCGCCACAGAUCGCCCUCCCCAUGCACAAACAACUUCAGAAGGAAAUGGCUGAAGCACAAAGGACCAAUAAACCCAGCGGUAAAUGCCAGUUCUGCCUGAUGAUCAGCAAAACCUGUAAAGCAGCCAAGAAGAGCAGAUCUGGAGCAGCUCAACCUAAAGAAGAGCUGCUGUUCGUGAACGACGAGGAGGAGUUCUUCUAUGAGCAAGCCACGCUGAAGUUCAGCUACUGCGUUCAGGACGAGGCUGAUUCCUGUGCGACGGGAAAGUGGUCAUACGAUGACGUUCCGAUGAAGCCGUACCGCACAGUGAUGGUGAUCCCAGCGGACAGGAUGGGAGCCGUCAUGGAUAAAAUGACUGAAUAUCUGAGUGUCUGAACCCUGGAAAAAAGAUGUUUACUGUCCCAGGCCUUUAUUGUAUGAACUUGCCACAAAACAGUUUAACACCGUCACCCAAAACCAGUGAAAUAAUCUAUUUCUGUACAUAAGUAGAUUAAAUUUCCCACAAAAUAAACGACCCAAACAGGA